Messenger RNA from Penicillium canariense, 870 nucleotides. RefSeq lists its product as uncharacterized. NCBI's taxonomy places the organism in Eukaryota, Fungi, Ascomycota, Eurotiomycetes, Eurotiales, Aspergillaceae. The transcript has a single exon. The record is from RefSeq and is a predicted model, not a curated record. The coding region runs from base 1 to 870 and encodes 289 amino acids.
AUGCCACUGGGAACCAUAGAUUUCGAAGCUCGCGCACAGUACCAUGGAUUUGCAGCACCCCUGGAUAGUCAUGGCCAUGUGAUACCUCAACCCACAGGAAGAUUAUCCUACCCUCCAGCUGGACAGCCACUCACUCCGGUCUCGAUGUACCCUGAAUGGAACCCAUCCGUGCAAAUGUCGCAUGAGCCACUGCGUCACGAUAUUAGGCCACUGAACCCCUCGGAGAGCCCGGAAUACAUUGUGGAAAGAAACAGCCGGCGAGCUGCCGAUAUAAGCCGCGGAGGAUCCCAGUACAUCUCCCAGAGACGGUCCUCAAACCGGGAUGAAUUUGAUGGCCCGCACCAAAUUCUGGAUGCGCCUUCACCCCGGACCCUCCCAACCCGGGAGGAGGAGCUGCCCCAGCUCCCUACUAAUCUCGACGCCGCAGAACAAGACAGAAUCUUGCACGAGGUCAAUGACCGUCUGUCUCAGUGUGCCUUUGAUUUUUUCGCGAGAUAUCAGUUCCCCAUUCCCCUAGAGCAAGACAAGAGGCGAGUUCAGGUCCCCUCGGACCGGGAGUGGAAUGAAUGGGUGCACCUGCUGAAGAGGCUGGCUACUCGGCGACGUAUCCCCCGCCAUGCCCUGCACAACGGCCAGAUCAAGCAGCUCAUUACUGUGCUGGAAAAUUCCCUGGAGAUGCGUCAUGCUGCCAAGCACAGCUCUCGACCCGUCAAGGAUGACCGUAAUGUGCUGCAGCUCAUCUCUGCUGGCACGCAGGUUGCCAAGAUCCUCAAGGACUCUAGCGCCAUGCAGUUCUUUGAUUGUCUUUAUGUGGACACGGAGAAGCUGAUCAACGAACGCCGCCGCCGGGUGAGAUUUGCGGACCACUGA